Messenger RNA from Hyaloscypha bicolor E, 501 nucleotides. RefSeq lists its product as uncharacterized. NCBI's taxonomy places the organism in Eukaryota, Fungi, Ascomycota, Leotiomycetes, Helotiales, Hyaloscyphaceae. The annotation marks the transcript as partial. Gene Ontology annotation, molecular function: structural constituent of ribosome; RNA binding. The transcript has 2 exons. Gene Ontology annotation, cellular component: cytosolic small ribosomal subunit. The record is from RefSeq and is a predicted model, not a curated record.
CUUAUUCCCAAGGCAGACCGAAAAAAGAUUCACGAGUACCUCUUCCGUGAGGGUGUGCUCGUGGCAAAGAAGGACUACAACCUCCCAAAGCACAACGACAUUGACACCAAGAACCUCUAUGUCGUCAAGGCCUGCCAAUCCCUCACUUCCCGCGGCUACGUCAAGACUCAAUUCUCGUGGCAAUACUACUACUACACUCUCACUCCAGAGGGUCUCGACUACCUCCGCGAAUGGCUUCACCUUCCCGCUGAGAUCGUCCCUGCUACGCACAUCAAGCAGCAGCGAUCCCACGCUCCGCCUCGCGGCAUGAUGGGUGGUGAGGGUGAGCGCGAGCGCAAGCCUUUCGGUGGACGUGGCGGCCGUGGUGGUGACAGAGAUAGAGGUGAUCGCGAGGGAGGUUACCGCAGACGUGAUGCUGGCGGCGAGGGCAAGGAGGGUGCACCAUCUGGAGAGUUUGCUCCUCAAUUCCGUGGUGGAGUCGGACGUGGUCGAGGAGCUCCU